Molecule: messenger RNA, 1182 nt
Organism: Pyricularia grisea
Lineage: Eukaryota; Fungi; Ascomycota; Sordariomycetes; Magnaporthales; Pyriculariaceae
Exons: 1
Coding region: 1-1182 (393 amino acids)
Source: RefSeq, a predicted model, not a curated record
AUGCAGCUCCCAGUUUCAAUCUUAGCCUUUGGCACUUUUUUUGCCCUAGCACUGCCCACUCCACCUCCACUACGAAGUCAAUAUCUGACUACAGAGCUUCCGGGGUCACAGGCAACGCUUCAUCAGUUCUACAAGGAGGAAACCUGGAAAAGCGAUGUGGCAGACAUUCCAUCCACCCACGCCAUAUUUAAUGGCAUGAAAGAGAAGGACACCUUCACCGCAAUAGUCAUGCCCAACUCCAAAACAUCAAUCCGGGGUCCGGCAGGAGCACCGGGUACAUUGAGACAAACACCGCUCGACUAUGUCAAGAACGCAGCUACACCUAACGACAACUUCAUCUUUACUAACGGCGGCUUCUUUAUAAACAGUCCCGCGUCCGAAAAGUACGGCUACUCGAUCGGCCCACUGCUCCAUAAGGAAACCAAGCCAGAAAAUAUUCGUACCGAAAAGAUACCUGCCCAAUACGCCAAGGAUUACAAGAAGCUGGUUGGUGACGAUGGUACCUAUCUCUGGAGCGGACCUCAGCUGAAGGAAUGGACGCGGAAGAUUGAGCACGAGGCAAGAUUCCAGUACUGGGACAACAAACCAGACCCCAAAACCACCAAGACCCCCAAGACGGCUUUCACUAGGAUCCCCGGCAACCUCGCCCACAGCAGCCAGAGAAACGAGCGGCUUGCCUUGGUCGAAGCCACCUACCAGCGAGCGGGAAAGCCCGUGGCGGUCAAGAUCGUCUUCGCGUACACGACAAACGAUCGACACCGAGGCGGUGUGACCAUUUUCGAGCUCAGGGAACUAAUCCAGAAGUUCUUGAUGCAGUUCAUAGACGGUCUGACGCUCGAGCGCACAGAGCUAGCCAUGAACCUGGACGGUGGCGGUAGCGUCUUUGUGGGCCUACAGUCCAGGGGGACGACUUACGCCAUCGUAGGUGGUAGCCAAAAGGACACGCCUGUGAGGUUGGGACUAAGGAGUCCAGGAGAGUUGAAGUACGCGGUCCGCGCCGUAACAAAUUUUGUAAGGCACGAUCUCGCUCCCAGUCCGGCCGGCGACACUGCUGGGAAAAGCCGCUCACCUUCACCUGGGGGAAGGUCGCCCAGCACAGGAGGUUCUCGUAGUCCGUCGAGUGGAUCUGCGGUUAGGGGACGGGGGACAGGCACGCCGGCCAGGAGUGGGAGACGUAGGUAA